UUGACUUCCUGUUGACUGGGGAACACAGAGGGGUAGAUAGUCCUCAGCCUUCCCCCAUCGCUCUAACUACACCCUCCAGCCCAGAGCCUGGCCUCCAGAGAUACUCCAGCAGCAUGACGGAGCAGCUCCACACGCUCGGCUGUUCCUCCAAGUCGUUCAAGCUGUACUCCCCAAAGGAGCCCCCGAACGGAAGCGCUUUCCCUCCCUUCCACCCCGGCACCAUGCUGGACAGAGACGUGGGCCCGACGCCCAUGUAUCCCCCCACAUACCUGGAGCCGGGCAUCGGGAGACACACACCUUAUGGGAAUCAGACAGACUACAGGAUAUUUGAACUCAAUAAGCGGCUUCAGAACUGGACAGAGGAGUGUGAUAAUCUGUGGUGGGAUGCUUUCACUACUGAAUUCUUUGAGGAUGACGCUAUGCUCACCAUCACGUUUUGUCUGGAGGACGGUCCUAAACGAUACACGAUCGGCCGGACGCUGAUCCCUCGUUACUUCAGGAGUGUGUUUGAAGGCGGCGCCACUGAGCUCUACUACAUUCUCAAGCACCCGAAAGAGUCCUUCCACAACAACUUUGUGUCUCUGGACUGUGAUCAGUGUACGAUGGUCACGCAGAACGGCAAACCCAUGUUCACGCAGGUGUGUGUGGAGGGCCGUCUGUACCUGGAGUUCAUGUUCGAUGACAUGAUGAGAAUAAAGACGUGGCAUUUCAGCAUCCGGCAGCACAGAGAGCUGAUUCCCCGCAGCAUCCUGGCCAUGCAUGCUCAGGACCCGCAGAUGUUGGAUCAGCUGUCCAAAAACAUCACCAGAUGCGGCCUGUCGAACUCCACCCUCAACUACCUCCGAUUGUGUGUGAUCCUGGAGCCCAUGCAGGAGCUGAUGUCCAGACACAAGACGUACAGCCUGAGUCCCCGAGACUGUCUGAAGACGUGUCUGUUCCAGAAGUGGCAGAGGAUGGUCGCUCCUCCAGCUGAACCGGCCAGACAGGCACCGAGCAAGCGGCGGAAGCGCAAGAUGUCGGGCGGCAGCACCAUGAGCGCCGGCGGAGGCUCCAAUAACAACAGCAACAGCAAGAAGAAGAGCCCAGCAAACAGCUUCCCGCUGUCCAGUCAGGUCCCAGACGUGAUGGUGGUGGGCGAGCCCACGCUGAUGGGCGGGGAGUUCGGGGACGAGGACGAGCGUCUGAUCACGCGGCUGGAGAACACGCAGUUCGACGCGGCUAACGGCAUCGACGACGAGGACAGCUUUAACAACUCGCCCGCGCUCGGAGCCAACAGCCCCUGGAACAACAAGCCUCCGUCCAGCCAGGAGGGCAAGAACGACAACCCCACCUCGCAGGCGUCUCAGUGAGGGGCGGGGCCGGGGGCGGGGCCAGGGGAGAGAGGGGUGCGGCCGACUCGUUCAUCUACCUGCGGCGGCCGGUCUUCCUGUCGGAGGAGGAAGUGACCCUGAGCGCCGCGCCGCAGCAGAAGCCGUUUGCUCCACACAGGACAGUUUUUAUCCACACUCCUGGUUUUGUUGGUGAUUUUACAAGGAGCCUGUAGAUAGUUCAUAUGUUUAAGUUAAGACGAAGCGGAGAGAUCUGACCACGUAAAACGCCAACAAGACCAAGAAACAUCCAGCUCCUGUUUCACUCACAAGAAAUGACAUUUUGCAUGAGGAAAAUUUAUACUGUUUUGUAUUGAAGCUUGUUUCUGCCACUGAAUAAAAAUUUAAAAAAGGUAAUUGCAGCUUUUUAGCUCCCAACUUUUUCUCUCAGAAUUGCUUUUUUUUUUUUCUUGCAUUUUUUUUAUCACAAUUCUGAUUUUUUUUUUUGCAUGUAGUUUUGACGUCUUGCAACAGCAAAUUAAUCACAUUUCUGAUCUUUUUCCUGACGCAAUUUUUUUUUUUAAUUCAAUUUCUUUUUUUUGCAGUAGUUGCAUUUUUAUCUCAAUUCUGACUUUUUCGUUUACAAUUCUCUCAAUUGAUAUAAAAAUUAAAUAUAUAAAUAUGGUUAUAUAUAAACUAAAAUAGUAAGAAACCAGUCUUUUUCCUCUCCGUUGGACUUCAUUGUUUGCAACACAGUCUGAAUAGUCGCAAUUACCUUUUUAAUUUUUGAAUGAGCUUCUCAGUUUCGUUACUGUAUUGCAACGAGAGCGUUUUUUUUUUUAAAAUGUGAAUCCGCAUCAAUCGAAACCCCACCGUUCCCGUCUUGCAUCACAGUAACGAGGACUUCCUGAGAAAUGUCGAGCGCUGGUUUUAAAGGAUGGCAUUUUCUUUUCAGCAGAAUGUCGUUUCUUAUGUUUGGAGUAAGACGUCUCACAGCAGAUUAAUUUUCAGCCUCACAUCUUCCUCUGAUCGCCGGAGGAUGUUUAAUAUCACAUGAAGAGCGUUUCGACUCGGACGCGUUUUGGAGAAUUUUAUCCGUGUUUUAUACCAGCCUCUAUUUCCCUAGAAUGUUUUUUUUUUUUUGUUGUUUUGGUUUCUUUUUCUUUUUUUUACUGACGUUGAAAGCUGCAAACCAAGGAGUAACAGAACCGUGGAGGUCCUUAAAGAUUUCAAGCCUCAGAUUCUAUUGGUUUGUCUUAUUUUUAAAGAGAGUCGUUUAGCGUGGGCUUUGAUUGAUUUCUGUGUACUUGUGCUUGUAUAUUUAAGGUAGUAGCAGAGUUCUGUAUAACUGUAUUGAGAUGUAUUCCUCCUUAGAGUUACAUAAAGCCAUUCUGAUCUAAUGUGUAAAAAAAAAAAAAAAAAAGGAAAAAAAAAGAAAAACGUGAAAGAUGAAAACACACCAACCUCGUCUUUUCCCCUCUUGAUUAUUUUUUUACUUUGCAUACGACUGAUGGAGUGAAAUCAAGGGCACGGUCUGUUUGUUGCCUGAUCGUUUCAGAUUUUGAUCACAGAAGACUUCAGUGUUCGUUCUCGUCGUCAUCUUCUGUUCUUCACGUGUUUAAGGAGACCAACUGUGAUCAGCUAGUCAUGUUUCGUUAACAUGUUAGUUGUUUUCUUUCACCCGCACACCCCAAACUGCUGAAACUCAGAUUGUUUUCUACUCUCAGAUUAUUUCCGUUCUCUCUCUUUCUGACCAGCUGAAUCGAUCUGAACGAAUUAAAGGUCUGCACUUGUAAUUGAAACAAACUGGUGAUCUUUUCCACCUUUAACCUUGUAGAUGCCCUGUUUGAUAUAACUUUGUUUUCUUAAUUUCUGCCCUUGAUUAAAUUAAUGUAUGGAACCAAUAAAAUAUGAAUUUUCACUUUAA
Puntigrus tetrazona (Sumatra barb) is the source of this 3234-nucleotide messenger RNA. It is a transcript of the gene ldb1b, whose product is annotated as LIM-domain binding 1b. Gene Ontology annotation, molecular function: LIM domain binding. Gene Ontology annotation, biological process: nervous system development; negative regulation of transcription by RNA polymerase II; positive regulation of transcription by RNA polymerase II. The record is from RefSeq and is a predicted model, not a curated record. Gene Ontology annotation, cellular component: transcription regulator complex; nucleus. NCBI's taxonomy places the organism in Eukaryota, Metazoa, Chordata, Actinopteri, Cypriniformes, Cyprinidae.